Messenger RNA from Sesamum indicum (sesame), 2392 nucleotides. RefSeq names its product cationic amino acid transporter 9, chloroplastic. Gene Ontology annotation, biological process: transmembrane transport; amino acid transport. Gene Ontology annotation, cellular component: membrane. Gene Ontology annotation, molecular function: amino acid transmembrane transporter activity. The record is from RefSeq and is a predicted model, not a curated record. Lineage: Eukaryota; Viridiplantae; Streptophyta; Magnoliopsida; Lamiales; Pedaliaceae.
ACGCAUUACCACUUGUACGUUCUCAUACGUAUAUAUAUAUGUAUGGCCGAGAGGUUCGGCUGCUUCUCACUUGCACUUCUCUCCGGUUGGUAGAAGCUAGAAACCAUGAGAACUGAGCAGAGCUCCGUGGUGACGUCAUCCUCCUCCUCAAUGUCGACGCCGUCGUGCCGCUCUCGUUUCUGGUCUUCGGCGCUGAGGUCGAAACCGCUUGCUCCGGCGCCGGAUACUUCCGUCCGGGCGGAAUCGGGUGACGGUCUUGUUCGGCGGUUAGGUCUCUUUGAUCUCAUUCUACUUGGAAUUGGCGCCUCCAUCGGCGCCGGUAUAUUUGUUGUCACUGGAACCGUGGCCCAUGAUGCUGGUCCUGGAGUUACCAUUAGCUUCAUCAUUGCGGGAGUAUCUUGUGUGCUGAAUGCACUCUGUUAUGCUGAAUUAGCUUCUCGCUUUCCCGCAGUUGUUGGAGGAGCAUACCUAUAUACGUACUCAGCUUUCAAUGAGAUCACUGCUUUUCUAGUUUUUACUCAGUUGAUGCUUGACUAUCACAUUGGUGCUGCUAGCGUAGCACGAAGCCUAGCAAGCUAUGUGGUUACUGUACUGGAGCUGAUCCCUUUCUUCAAGGAUAACAUUCCAAGCUGGGUUGGGCAUGGUGAAGAAGUUCUGGGAGCAUUGUCAAUUAACAUAUUAGCUCCUAUCAUCCUAGUGCUUCUAACUGUGGUUCUGUGUAGGGGUGUUGGGGAAUCUUCAAUAUUGAACUCAAUCAUGACAGUGACAAAGAUUUUGAUUGUUUUAUUUGUCAUCAUUGUCGGAGCUUUUAAGGUCAAUGUGUCAAAUUGGACUCCUUUUGCUCCAAAUGGUUUUAAGUCAAUACUGACAGGAGCAACCGUGGUCUUCUUUGCAUAUGUAGGAUUUGAUGCAGUUGCUAAUUCUGCUGAAGAAUCCAAGAGACCCCAGAGGGACUUACCAUUAGGCAUAAUUGGUAGCCUCAUGGUCUGUGUUGCAUUGUACAUUGGAGUCUGCUUAGUGAUUACUGGAAUGGUUCCAUACCAAUACCUUGGAGAAGAAGCACCUUUGGCUGAAGCUUUCACCUCCAAGGGCUUGAAAUAUGUCUCUGUAUUAAUCAGCUUUGGUGCAGUUGCUGGACUUACAACAACACUUUUGGUUGGGCUUUAUGUUCAGUCUCGGUUGUAUCUUGGACUUGGAAGGGAUGGUUUACUACCAGCUAUGUUUGCCAAAGUACACCCAACACGACAUACCCCAAUUCAUUCACAAGUUUGGGUUGGUCUUAUAGCCAGCACCUUGGCAUGCCUUCUUAACGUCCAUGUGCUCUCACAUAUUCUAUCAGUUGGAUCCUUGACGGGGUAUUCAGUUGUUUCAGCAUGUGUGGUAAGGCUGCGUUGGAAGGAUGAGACAUCAAGUCAGGCUUCUACUAAGUUGAUUUCUAGCAGGGCAGAAGGCAUCAUUUACCUCCUUGCUAUUGCCUGUUGUGGUUUUACUGCUGGAGUACUCUUCCGUUUUGGUGCUUCAUUUAUUUUCCUGAUUGUAGCUGCUGUUAUUGGAAUCCUUUCUGCUGCAGCUCUUUAUGUACGGCAUAUUCAUCCUAAUCCACCAGGUUUUUCUUGUCCUGGAGUUCCAGUAGUUCCAUCUAUCAGCAUUUACCUUAACAUGUUUUUAUUUGCUCAGCUGCACUAUGAAGCCUGGGUGAGAUUUGUAGUCCUCAGCAUUGUUGCACUUGGUAUUUAUGCAUCGUAUGGCCAGUUUCAUGCCGACCCAGACGCUGCUGAUGGAGUUUAACUUCCUACCCAAAGAAAGUCGACAAAUUCCUGAUCAUGUUCUUGGCAGUUGGAAUGAGUUACAGGUAUAAGGAGCUUCUGGAUCUACUAGAUUUCUUGAUUUAAAUCGAAAUUUCACCAAAACUUACUAUAAUGGGGAACAUCAGAAUCAUAUAAUUUUCUAACUGCAUUGUAUGUACAUGCAAAUAGGGAGAGAGAGAGAUUAGCGUAAUGGAAAGCUGUCAGCGAGAUGUAUGUGUGUACAUCACGUUUUAGCACUAAACUAAUUCAUGCUAUCAAUCAAACAUUUUUCUGUUUUUAUGCUAUCACGUUAACUUUUUGCUGCUUCAGCUAGAAACACCAGGAAAUUCUGCUAUAUGAAUCAAAGUAUUGAACAAGAUGGAUAAGGAAAAUGUAGCUAUGCUCCUGAUUAGUUUUAUUUCCUAAUCCUCCUAUGAGCUCAUGUUCCAACUUUUAACUGGCAUACACAAGUGCAGAGUUUCUUAGCGGCACCAAGAAAUAAUCAACUAUCACAAAAACAGAGAACUUAAAACAGCCUGUACUCAACUGCAGACAACAUCAGAGUAAAAUCCAAUUGUCCGUCUUGUGCAAUCUUGAAUGCUCAC